CUGCCCUGUAGAGGAAUCCUCCCCUCUGGUACAGAAUGUAGAAGGUGUUCUCUCCUCUCUUGCAGACGCCGGCUGGGCCCCCACGUCUGCCUCUCAGGGUUCGGGAGUGGCUGCUGCCCUGGCUGGGCACCCUCCAUGGGCAGUGGGCACUGCACCCUUCCCCUCUGCUCCUUUGGCUGUGGGAGUGGCAUCUGCAUCGCUCCCAACGUCUGCUCCUGCCAGGAUGGAGAGCAAGGGGCCACCUGCCCAGAAGCCCACGGACCCUGCGGGGAGUAUGGCUGUGACCUCACCUGUAACCAUGGCGGCUGUCAGGAGGUGGCCCGAGUGUGCCCUGUGGGCUUCUCCAUGACAGAGACAGCUGUCGGCAUCAGGUGUACCGACAUCGACGAGUGUUUAAGCUCCUCCUGCGAGGGCCACUGCGUGAACACGGAAGGCGGGUUCGUGUGUGAGUGUGGGCCGGGCAUGCAGCUGUCUGCUGACCGCCACAGCUGCCAAGACACUGAUGAAUGCCUUGGGACCCCCUGCCAGCAGAGGUGUAAAAACAGCAUUGGCAGCUACAGGUGUUCCUGUCGAACUGGCUUCCAUCUCCACGGCAACCGGCACUCCUGUGUAGAUGUAAACGAGUGUCGGAGGCCGCUGGAGAGGCGAGUCUGUCACCAUUCUUGCCAUAACACCGUGGGCAGCUUCUUGUGCACCUGCCGACCUGGUUUCAGACUCCGAGCUGACCGAGUGUCCUGUGAAGCUUUCCCAAAAGCCGUGCUGGCCCCAUCAGCCAUCCUGCAGCCUCUGCAGCACCCCCCUAAGAUGCUACUGCUGAUUCCAGAGGCAGGCCGGCCCGCCCUCUCCCCAGGACACAGCCCUCCUUCUGGGGCCCCAGGGCCCCCAGUGGGAAUCAGGCCCACCCGACUGCCAUCCCCCACACCUGCACUACCCGUGUCCUCCCCCUCUGCCCCGACGCAGCUGCUGUCCACCCCGACGACCAUCCCCGUGCCCAGUGCCUCUCUCUUGUGGACCCUCAGACCUCCUUCACAACUCCAGGAGAAGGUGGUGGUGACCCCUUCCAUGCCCAGGGGCCUGGAAGCCACACGCCUGGCACCAGCACCCCCUGCCUGUUGGCACCUGGGAGCCAUGUAUGAGUCGGGGAGCCGCUGGACAGAGCCUGGCUGUUCCCAGUGCUGGUGCCAGGAUGGGGAAGUGACCUGUGAGAAGGUGAUGUGUGAAGCUGCUUGUUCCCACCCGAUUCCCUCUGGAGAUGGGGGCUGCUGCCCGUCAUGUACAGGCUGUUUUCACAGCGGCGUCAUCCGGGCCGAAGGGGACGUGUUUUCACCUCCCAACCAGAACUGCACCGUCUGUGUCUGUCUGGCUGGAAAUGUGUCCUGCAUCUCCCCCGAGUGUCCUCCCGGCCCCUGUCAGACCUCCCCGAAGCCAGACUGCUGUACUUGCGUGCCAGUGAGAUGCUAUUUCCACGGUCGGUGGUAUGCAGAUGGGGCUGUGUUCAGCGGGGUUGGUGACGAAUGUACCACCUGUGUCUGCCAGAAUGGGGAGGUGGAAUGUUCCUUCACGCCAUGUCCAGAACUGGAUUGUCCCCGCGAGGAGUGGUGGCUUGGCCCUGGGCAGUGCUGCUUCACCUGCAGGAAGCCCACACCCAUGACAGGCUGCUCUCUCGACGACAACGGGGUUGAGUUUCCGAUUGGACAGAUCUGGUCUCCCGGUGAUCCCUACGGCUCAGUGAGCUGCAAGAGGACAGACUGUGUGGACUCCUGCCCUCACCCGAUUCGGAUCCCUGGACAGUGCUGCCCGGACUGUUCUGCAGGCUGUACCUACACAGGCAGAAUCUUCUACAACAACCAGACCUUCCCAUCCAUGCUGGACCCGUGUCUGAGUUGCAUCUGCCUGCUGGGAUCGGUGGCCUGCUCGCCGGUGGACUGCCCCAUCACCUGCACCUACCCAUUCCACCCCGACGGGGAGUGCUGCCCGGUGUGCCUAGACUGCAACUACGAGGGCAGGAAGGUGGGAAAUGGCCAGGUGUUCACCUUGGACGAUGAGCCCUGUACGCAGUGCAUAUGCCAGCUGGGAGAGGUGAGCUGUGAGGAGGUGCCCUGCCAGAGGGCCUGCUCAGACCCCUCCACACCCGCUGGGGACUGCUGCUCCUCCUGCCCAGAUUCCCUGGAGGAAAGCCGGGGGCUCUCUCCUCGCGGGGACGUGGAGCUCAGCAAGGCGGUUCGGAGCCCCCGGGGAGACACUGAGGCCCCCGUCAACUGCAGCUCCUGCCCGGGGCCCCCAGCGGUGUCACCUCAGAGGCCAGCGCUCCAACUGCUCCAGCUCCUCUUAAGAACCAACCUGCCUAACAUGCAGACUUUGCCUGUGAGCCCCUCAGGAGCCCAGGCCUUACCUUCGUUCCCUUUGGGGCCAGGGGGCAAGUUGCCAGGGGAGCCUAGGGCCUCCCAGCCCCCUCGGCCCUCACCAGGGCCUUCAAUUCCUCCCGGAGCCUCCUCUCUACCUCCAGCCUCUCCUGGGGCUCCUGGGCCACCUCCUGUUACUCCAGACCCCUCAUCCUCAACCACUGGGGCCCACACGGCGUCCAGACGACCUUCUCUGCCUGCCACCAUCCUGACUGAAGCUUCAGCCCUUUCCACGAAGCGCCCCAGCCCCUCAGAGACCCCCAUUACCUUUCUCAGGCCUCGCAGACUCUCCGCAGCCUUUGCAGCCACGGCCAGCUCGGACCCCCCGCAGCCUGCCAUGGGGACCUCACGGGAGGAGGAGGCCGCUGGGUAAGCAGGCCUCCGUUUCAGGGCCAUGCCCAGGAGACACCGGACAGAGAAGACUGCCAAUGGCCCUGGGAGCUUGCAGGGCGGCUCUGGGGGCCGACAAGGCUGCUGAAGCCGGAGGCUCACUCCUGCAGUACUCCUGGUGGGGAUGGAAAGCCCCAGGACCCGACGUAGCCUUGUCCCCAGGAAGCAUUUGGGAUGUGCUGUGAGAAUCCAGCAGUGUGUCCUCCACAGUCAGCAUCCUCCCUGGAUGGCACGGCUGGCCUGUCUUGAGAAAUGUCGGGGCGGUCGAGUCCUUCCGCUGGAGGAGGAGGGUCAGAGGGGGAUGGGAUUCCAUGGGGAUUGUGUCACCAGCCGUCCCACGUCCUUACCUGAGGUUCCCUGAUUAAAGGCUAUCUCGGUGUCCCC
Vicugna pacos (alpaca) is the source of this 3176-nucleotide messenger RNA. The record is from RefSeq and is a predicted model, not a curated record. NCBI's taxonomy places the organism in Eukaryota, Metazoa, Chordata, Mammalia, Artiodactyla, Camelidae.